This is a messenger RNA of Rotaria sordida, 378 nucleotides long. Lineage: Eukaryota; Metazoa; Rotifera; Eurotatoria; Philodinida; Philodinidae. The record is from the annotation of a GenBank genome assembly.
AUGCCAAACUUACGUGUAUUUGACAUUCGACAUGAAGAUUGGCCAAAACAUGCUAAUAAUAAUCAAUUAGUAUUAGAUACACAGAUCAAUCCAUUUACAUCUUCAUUUUGGAUCGAACGACAAUGGUUCUUCGAACAUCAAUGUUAUCACUUAAGAUAUACAGAUUGUACAAUAUUCUAUUCAAUAAAUCCAUACAGAAGAAAGAAUUAUGUAUUAUAUGAGCAAUCGAUGGAAACAACAUGUUUAAACUCUGACAAAACUAAUCUGAAAGCAAGUCAAUAUUGGCAACAAAAAUUAUAUAAGCUAAACCUGUUAGAAACAUUAGUCAAUGAUUAUAUCUCAAAACAAGUCGGUUCAAAAUUAUACUUAUGGUGGUAA